Molecule: messenger RNA, 4974 nt
Organism: Callorhinchus milii (elephant shark)
Lineage: Eukaryota; Metazoa; Chordata; Chondrichthyes; Chimaeriformes; Callorhinchidae
Gene: dag1
Product: dystroglycan 1
Exons: 4
Coding region: 588-3236 (882 amino acids)
Biological process (GO): nerve development; axon guidance; muscle attachment
Cellular component (GO): dystroglycan complex; sarcolemma; basement membrane
Molecular function (GO): calcium ion binding; laminin binding
Source: RefSeq, a predicted model, not a curated record
UCCUUUGGAUGCAGUGAUGGGGUCAGAGGUACUUUAGCCAUUCUUUGUUCAGCUGCAGAGGGCUCCUCUGUUGCUGCAUUGACUGCUGGGGGCUUAAAGGGGGUUGAAAUUCCUGCCCAUCUCUUAUUGAAUGCAAAUCGCCUCCAUUCAGAAGUAUCAAAUAGCCCGUGUGAGAGUGGGGUGGGGAUGGGAGCUGUGAGAUCAAAAUCGAGCACUGUAAGGGCAAGUCUACAAUAAGUGUGUGAGAUCCGGCUGCCGAGAGGAGCGCCAGUGCCGCCAAGGUCAGACCGUUGCAAAAGCAUCUGUUGUGGUGAAAUCACAAAGGAGACUAUUGUAGCCCAAGUUUGUUGAAAGGAACUUGACGAUGGUGUGUUCAUUGUGUUUAUUGGUAUGUAAUACUGUGUAGACAGGACUUUAAUAAGGGAGAUUACUGUCAUUUCCAGCCGCACGUUGUUACAGAGGACAAAUGAUGGGAUUGUGUUUGGUGUGAUGUUAAAGUGAAACUGAGUUGCAGCAGUGUUUUUGUAGUUGCUGUUGUGUGAUUGGCGCAGAUUUCUUUUUAUUUUUUGCUCCCUUCAUUUUGGAGAAUGGGAAUGGAAACGUACAUCUCCCACAUGCUGCUCCAGCAUGGACUAGGAAGGACUCUCUUGGUACUGGAGCUGUUGCUGGCCACAGUGCUUGCACACUGGCAGAAUGAACCAGUGCAGAUAGUCAGAGACUUGGACAGCCUGAUUGAAGCCUCCAUGCAGUCACCAUUUGCACCCGCUGUGCCCUUCAGCAUCCCGGACAGCUCUGCAUACACCAGUCGGGUCUUUAGGAUGAAAAUCCCACCUGAAGCAGUAACUGCCAAUUCUGUUCUCAAGAUUACAGAGGCUGGGAAAGAAACUCUACCCUCAUGGCUGCACUGGGAUCCUGUGAGUCACUCUCUGCAAGGCCUGCCCCUGGACACAGACAAAGGAGUUCAUUAUAUCAUGCUAUCUUCCCUGGAAGUGGCUGCCAAUGGGAGUCUUGUGCCUGUUGCUUCAGGCGUCUUCUCCAUUGAAGUUCUCCCGGAUGACUCUUUGGACAGUAAUUCUUUCCGUUUGGCAUUGCAGGAUGUCAAUGAAGUCACACCUUUGGUCUGUGUACCUGAAGAGCCGCUUACCAUCUUGACUGUGAUCUUGGACGCUGACCUGACCAAAAUGACAGCCAAGCAGCGUUUGGAACUACUGGACAGAAUGCGCAAAUUCUCUGAGGUGGGACUGCAACAGAUGAGGCUUGUUCCAGUGGUCAAUAACAGGCUGUUUGACAUGUCUGCCUUCAUGGCGGGGCCUGGGAAUGCCAAGAGAGUGGUGGAGAACGGGGCUUUGGUGUCUUGGAAAAUUGGAUGUUCGUUAGACCAGAACAGCGUUCCCAACAUCAGCAGUGUAGAGGUCCCUGCCAAAGAGGGGGCCAUGUCAGCUCAGCUUGGGUACCCAGUCGUGGGCUGGCAUAUUGCCAACAAGAAACCUCACGUGACUAAACGAGUGCGACGACAGAUAAAUCCCACUCCAACACCUGUUUUUGCAGUCCAACCACCAACAACUGCUGUGAUUGAACCUCCCAGUCGUAUAGUGCCAGCACCCACCUCUCCAGCAAUUGCUCCCACCACAGAGAGAGUGGUACCACCAAUCAGAGAGCCAUUGCCAAUUAAACCCAUUAAGACGACUGUCACCGUCAGAACAAAGGAUGCAGUUCUUCACACUCCCACACUGGGCCCUGUACAGCCGACGAGGGUAGUGGAAAGGACAAGCACAACUAUCCCUGGUCAGAUCCAACCUACUGUGACCAGACCUGGUUACAUCGAGCCCACAGCAAUGGCACCUCCCAGUACAACCAAGAAACCUAAGGUAACUACUUUGAAACCACAUGUUACCACUCCACCAACAAUUACUGUAAGCACGAAGGCGCCCAGAAAGACCAAAACACCUCGUCCCAAAAAGCCAACACCUUUGCCACCUACGAAACGUACCACCAUUGGCGUUUACACCACAAGGCCAUCUGUCUACAACAAUCCACCAGAGCUUCAAAACCAUAUUGACCGCGUCGACUCGUGGGUAGGCACCUAUUUUGAGGUUAAAAUUCCGUCCGAUACGUUUUACGAUAAAGAGGACAAGACCACUGACAAGUUAAGGUUGUCCCUGAAACUGAAGGAACAGCAGCUGCUGGAAGAGAACUCGUGGGUGAAGUUCAACAGCACAAGUCAGUUGAUGUAUGGCUUGCCGGACGUCAACCAUGUGGGUAUGCACGAAUAUUUCUUGCACGCGGCAGACAAAGGUGGUCUUACGGCAGUGGACGCCUUCGAAAUUCACGUACACAAGCGGCCACACGGCAAUAAGUCCCCUGUGAAAUUUGCAGUGAGAUUCGAGGGAGAUCAUCAGUCGGUAGUGAACAACGUCAACAAGAAAAUACAACUGGUGAAGAAACUGGCCUAUGCAUUUGGAGAUCGCAACACCAGUACUGUGACCUUACAGGACAUUUACAAGGGUUCUAUCGUGGUGGAAUGGACCAAUAAUAGCGUCCCACUUGAUCCCUGCCCAAAGGAACUGAUUCGAGCUUUAAGUAAACGCAUAGCGGAUGAACACGGUAAACCUAACGAGGUCUUCGCACUCGCAAUGGAACCAGAUUUUUCCCCAAUCAACGUUUCCGUUAUUGGGACUGGAAGCUGUAGAAACAUGCGGUUCGUGCCUGUGGUUCGAAUAGGAAAACCAUCUCCCACCUCCACACCGCCUCCUACUGCAGACGAAGAGCCGUCCAGGAGUAGUAACGAUGACGUAUACCUGCACACCGUCAUCCCAGCGGUGGUAGUGGCUGCCAUUCUCCUUAUUGCCGGCAUCAUCGCCAUGAUUUGCUACCGCAAGAAACGGAAAGGGAAACUCACCAUCGAGGACCAAGCCACCUUCAUCAAGAAGGGCGUACCCAUCAUUUUUGCAGACGAACUUGAUGACUCCAAGCCUCCGCCUUCAUCGAGUGUCCCACUGAUCCUCCAGGAGGAAAAGCCACCUCUCCCCCCUCCGGAGUAUCCCAGCCAAUCUGGCCACGAGUCUAUACCUCUGGGACAGGACUUGAUCGGAGAAUACACCCCCUUGAGAGAAGAGGACCCCAACGCACCGCCCUAUCAGCCCCCUCCGCCUUUUACAGCACCAAUGGAAGGUAAAGGCUCCCGCCCAAAGAACAUGACCCCAUACAGAUCCCCACCACCCUACGUCCCACCCUAAUCCCUGUAGGAGAAAGGACCCACUUUCCACACCAGUGUUGUCUGUAGGGAAUGGAAGCCUGCCAUUUUUUUUGAAAACUGGGUCUGUUGGUGAAGAAGCCAGCAAAAGAGCACUGGAAUUUCACCAACGCUGUUCAGCUUCUUCCCGCUCAGUGGGACACUUUCCACCAGUCAGCAUUGUUUCCUCAAUCUCUUCUGUACAUUAUUACAGGCUUCGGAACAUUUGUUUUAAAAUGCGAAAAAGACUACGGACAGCACUGGGGGAUGUUUGAUACGGUUUGCCUUUAACACUAACUGUACUGUUUUCUAUUCACACGUGUCUAGCAACGGAAGUAUAACAAACAGUAGCCUAAUGUCAAUGUCCGAAACUGUACUGAACUCAAAUUUGUUUUACAUUUAAUCCACUGUACCUAAACUUGUAUUUCUAGUUUGGUCAUGUUAAUUGUUUGAAGUAGUACGAUGCGCUCUCUUUUUCUCUCUCUUUAUCUCUCUCUCUCUCCCUGCACAGGCUUUCUUUUUCAUUGCGUUUAAGCUUUGGCAUCCUCUCCUACCUUUGGUUUAUUAUAUCUCUUUCUCUAACCGCUUUAGUUCAUUCUUGUAUGGUAUGUGCUUUGCCAUUGUUUCAUUUCGCACCUCGCCAUCUCCUCUUGCUCCUUAUCUUUUUGCAUUCUCUCUCUGCUUGUGUUCUUUAUUCAUCCGUACCUAUUGCCUCAGUGCUUUCGAUCCCUUUGUACUCCAGCCGUCUUAUCCGUUUCUAUCACCCACUCUCCUGACUGACUAUGUGGUGCUCAAAAUCCUCUCAAAUUGUGCUUGCGUUCUUUCUACUUACACUUUGCUGUGUUUCUCUGCACGCUCCUACUUUACCUCACCCUCUUUGCUUUGUGCUCUCUUCAGACUCCUUGUGCUUCUUAUUGCAUGGUGCUCUAUUGCCUCAUGUUAUUUUUUUCUCUCUCUCUCUAGCCUCUUGCGGCUGUACUCAUUGCCUGUGCUUGCUCUUUCUAAUCUGUGCAUUUAGUAUGAAGUAGCUCAUUUGUUGGGUCCAGCUACUCUCAUCUCAAAUCCUUGGCUGCAGACGUUAUGGGGAUAUUCCGAUAGAUUAUAUCCUAGUCAGCCAGAAAUAAUUCAAAUAAAAAUUCAAUCUAAUUUUUUUACUAAAUUUUUGAUACAGCCUCAAUCCUUUUAUUAAAGCAUACUGCAAUUUGUAAAAGCUUGGCUUCUUAGAAAUUGUUAAUGAAAUCAACUUUUGAUUUUUUUUCCUCAUAAGUCACCUUAUAAAUUUUAAUUUAGUUGUUUUUUAAAAAGUUUUACUGCCUUUUUAAAGAUUAUUACAGGAUAUCAAAUAGGUUCUGAUGAGAUGGGGAUGCUACAAAUGCCCCUGGCGCUAUUACUGGACUGAACCACAACUAGCAUGGUAUUGGACCUUGACUUGGAAAACCAUUGCAAUAAUUGUAUGCUGUGCAGACUUGGGUGGUCAGGCUCCGUCCAGGCUGGCCUUUUUACAUGUCGCAGGAUCUCGAAGCCAUAUAGAAGAUAGUGCACAUACCCUCGCUGUGUGUGCUCGGAUCUGCAGUGGCCAGGAGAGACAGAAUCAUCCCAACACCAUGGUGACUGGUGGGCAAAUCACACCGAAUAAUGCAUUCAUUAUUAGCCAUUUCUUUUUGCAAUUAUUAGUAAACAUUUUAUUUAUGCCACUAGACACUGUAUGUUGAAGUCUUGUAUUAAAAUGUGUUUUCACCAAA